AUGGAUUUGAUGCGCAAGGCCAAAAAUCUCUAUCGCGUAAAUUUGGGGAUCGCACAGCAGAAUGCCGUGGGGGAUGCGAGCUGCCUGCCGGAUCUCGUGUUUACGCCGGUGCCCUGCUAUGCGCUACCCGUGAGCACCGAUGACAAGGCGGCUAGCCUAAAGUCGGGUGUGAGGCGUGAAUCCUCCGACGACUCCGUGCAGUCGGUGUGCUUUUUUCACGAUAACAUUCGCAUCCGAGAAAUCCGUUCAAGUCAGGCAUACGGGCCGACCUUCGGGCGCUUCAUGGCGAUGCUUUUGUAUCGGGGAGAGUCGCUGGUGAUGGUGUUGGAUUCCCAUAACCGUUUUAGGCUGCACUGGGAUUCGAUCAUUGUCAAUUCAUAUUACCGGUACGAGGACCCCAAAGCGUUGCUCUCGCACUACCCGCCUUCUGCCACCGAUGAUGCGAGUGACAUCCACUCUCGUGAUAAAAAUAGCAUCGCUUAUCUGUGCAAUGCCUCCUUUGAUGAAAUGUUAGGGUAUCCUGUCUUAGCGGGGAUUCUUAUAGAUUCACCGGCACGCUUCCACUCUAAUCUUCGCUACAACGACCCAUACGUGGCGGUUCAAUCAAAGAAUAUCAAGCCUUCGGAUAACUUUCGGCUUCCUCAGCCGUGGGCUGCGGCGGGUUUUAUGUUUGGUUCCGGUCUCAUCAUGCGCGAGGUCCCAUUUGAUCCGCACCUUCCUCAUAUUUUUCGAGGUGAGGAGAUACUCUAUAGCAUGAGGUUGUGGACCCAUGGGUACAACAUAUACUCCCCGCCGUGCAGUAUUUUGUACCAUUAUUACGAUCGUAGGAAUGAUCCAAAGGUGUGGGAUGAUUCACCGAUGUGGAGCACCCUGGAGAGGCGGUCAAGAAGGCGGGUGCAUUAUUUGAUUCGGGGUCGUUUUCCUCUUAAGGCGGGGGAAGUGUUCAAUAAUUACAUGGAAGCUCCUCCGCGCGUUCUGCCGUCGACGCGUGAGACUGAGGUGCUUCUCGAUGUGGAGCGCUACGGCAUGGGGAGGGUGAGGACCGUUGAGCAGUGGUACAACUACGCGGGUGUGGAUCCGAUUCAUCACACUGUGGAUGGUCGAUGGUGCAAAAAUAUUUACAUGUCCAAGUAG
Molecule: messenger RNA, 1134 nt
Organism: Phytomonas sp. Hart1
Lineage: Eukaryota; Euglenozoa; Kinetoplastea; Trypanosomatida; Trypanosomatidae
Source: the annotation of a GenBank genome assembly